UUCAAGGAGUAGACUAGUAUGGCCAUACAUGCUUUCUCGAUGCUUAAUGGGAAAUAAUGACAAUGCAUUCCUCUAUUAUUUGAAUAACUUCAAAAUAUUCCUUACUUUUUAUCCACAGCAAAGAAACCGGCGGAGUCCACACCUGGGACUGAUGAUGGGAAGAAGGGAAAAGGUGGAAAAGGGGGACACGGCCAUGGGCAUGGAAAAGCCGGCGAGCAUGGAGGAGAUCAUGGAGGCGAGCAUAAAGGAAAAGGGGGCGAGCAUAAAGGAAAAGGAGGCGAGCAUGGAGGAGAUCAUGGAGGCGACCAUAAAGGAAAAGGAGGCGAGCAUAAAGGAAAAGGAGGCGAGCAUGGAGGAGAUCAUGGAGGCGACCAUAAAGGAAAAGGAGGUGACCACGGAGGAAAAGCAGGUCGUGGAGGACAUUAAAGAUUUAAUCAUGCACCAUUUGUAUGUUUCAUCACGGUAGCUAUUAAGGAAAAACAUGUUGAGCGAUUUAUUAAAGUUGACAAAUCUCUAAUAAAACCUACUUAUAAAAGA
Molecule: messenger RNA, 537 nt
Organism: Oncorhynchus keta (chum salmon)
Lineage: Eukaryota; Metazoa; Chordata; Actinopteri; Salmoniformes; Salmonidae
Exons: 3
Coding region: 29-466 (145 amino acids)
Source: RefSeq, a predicted model, not a curated record